Caenorhabditis sp. 36 PRJEB53466 is the source of this 2633-nucleotide messenger RNA. Lineage: Eukaryota; Metazoa; Nematoda; Chromadorea; Rhabditida; Rhabditidae. The record is from the annotation of a GenBank genome assembly.
AUGAGAGAGAUCGUGCACGUGCAAGCCGGACAGUGCGGUAACCAAAUCGGAGCCAAGUUCUGGGAGGUGAUCUCCGAUGAACACGGCAUCCAGCCUGACGGAACCUACAACGGAGACAGCGAUCUGCAGCUCGAGCGCAUUAAUGUCUACUAUAAUGAGGCGAAUGGUGAGCAAGUAAAAGUAAAAAAUUGUGAAAAUUAAAAAAAAAUCAAAUUUUUAUAUGAACUCAAAGCAGUUCUUAGUUUUUGCACUGAAAAACUACAUUUCUGGCGUUUUCCAAGAGGAGUUCCCGACGCGGUGGCCGAUGUUUUUCUUUGUUUUUCUCGGCCAUACGCAGAUUUGAAUAGUCUUUCGACAAAAUUUGGCGCUACAGCGAAGCAGAACUCGUACGGAAUAGCUAUUAAUGGAACUGUUACGAUUUGGAACUCGCAACGUUAAAAUAUAACUGCGAGUUCCAAAUCGUAACAGUUCCAUUCCGUGCGAGUUCUACUUCGUUGUAGCGCCCAAAAUGUAGUCAGCAGUGUUGAGCGGAAUUCCGUCUGCCGUCUUCCGUCUUCCGUCUUCCGUGGUUUUUUUUUGUUCCGACUUCCGUCUGCCGUCUUCCGUGAGAAAAGUUUUCUUCCGUCUUCCGUCUGCCGUCUUCCGUAAAAAAAUUUUCUUCCGUCUGCCGUCUGCCGUCUUCCGGGAUUUUUUCUUCUUACUGUAAAAGAGUGAUAGCUUUUCAAAAGCCAUUUACUAGUCCCGAAGAACGCGAAUUUCCACGGGCAGUACCCAGAUCCAAAAGUUUUGUUGCUUUAGUUAUUUUUUUCAAAAAAAAAACCGGAAAAAAAGGCUCUGAAUUGACGAUUUUUGUUCCGUAUUCCGUCUGCCGUCUUCCGGGAAAAAUGUGUUCUUCCGUCUUCCGUCUGCCGUCUUCCGUGAGAAAAAUUUUCUUCCGUCUUCCGUCUGCCGUCUUGCGGGAUUUUUUCUUCUUACCGUAAAAGAGUGAUAGCUUUUCAAAAGCCAUUUACUAGUCCCGAAGAACGCGAAUUUCCACGGGCAGUACCCAGAUCCAAAAAGUUUUGUUGCUUUAGUUAUUUUUCAAAAAAACCGGAAAAAAAGGCUCUGAAUUGACGAUUUUUGUUCCGUAUUCCGUCUGCCGUCUUCCGGGAAAAAAGUGUUCUUCCGUCUUCCGUCUGCCGUCUUCCGUGAGAAAAAUUUUAUUCCGUCUUCCGUUUUCCGUAUUCCGUAAGAAAAAUUUUCUUCCGUCUGCCGUCUGCCGUCUUCCGGAUUUCAAAAUUCCAUUUCCGCUCAACUCUGGUAGUCAGUUCUGCUUCUUUUUCAAAGUUUUACCUUCUUUUCCGGCUUCUCAGAUGCUCAUUCGAUCAUUUUUCAGGUGGCAAGUAUGUUCCACGCGCCGUCCUCGUCGAUCUCGAGCCAGGAACCAUGGACUCGGUCCGCUCGGGCCCGUUCGGUCAGCUCUUCCGCCCGGAUAACUUUGUCUUCGGACAAUCGGGGGCCGGUAACAACUGGGCCAAAGGACACUACACUGAGGGAGCUGAACUCGUUGACAAUGUGCUAGAUGUCGUCCGCAAGGAGGCCGAAGGAUGCGACUGUCUGCAGGGAUUCCAGCUGACUCACUCGCUCGGAGGAGGAACUGGAUCCGGAAUGGGCACUCUCCUCAUCUCGAAGAUACGCGAGGAGUUCCCGGAUAGAAUCAUGAGCUCGUUCUCAGUUGUUCCAUCGCCAAAGGUGAGCGGUUUCAGAAAACAAAGAUCAGGUUGCAAUACUUCCUUUCAGGUGUCAAAUGCCGUCGUCGAGCCGUACAAUGCCACUCUCUCCGUUCACCAGCUCGUGGAGAACACUGAUGAGACCUUCUGCAUUGACAACGAAGCCCUCCACGAUAUCUGCUACAGAACACUCAAGCUGACCAGCCCCACUUAUGGAGAUCUCAAUCAUCUCGGUAAAACAGCUUAAUUUUCAUCGAAGAUUGUCAAUUUCUGCUCGUUUCAGUGUCCGUGACCAUGUCCGGAGUGACCACUUGCCUCCGCUUCCCCGGUCAGCUGAAUGCGGAUCUUCGCAAGCUUGCCGUCAACAUGGUUCCAUUCCCACGUCUCCAUUUCUUCAUGCCUGGAUUCGCUCCACUCUCCGCCAAGGGAGCACAAGCCUACCGUGCUCUGACAGUCGCCGAGCUCACUCAGCAGAUGUUUGACGCCAAGAACAUGAUGGCUGCGUGCGAUCCAAGACACGGACGGUACCUGACUGUGGCCGCCAUGUUCCGAGGACGCAUGUCCAUGCGCGAAGUCGACGAUCAGAUGAUGAACGUGCAAAACAAGAACUCUUCGUAUUUCGUUGAAUGGAUUCCGAACAACGUGAAAACGGCCGUAUGCGACAUUCCGCCACGUGGACUUAAAAUGUCAGCCACAUUCAUCGGAAACUCGACUGCUAUCCAGGAGCUGUUCAAGCGAAUCUCGGAGCAGUUCACGGCGAUGUUCCGUCGCAAGGCCUUCCUUCACUGGUACACUGGCGAGGGAAUGGACGAGAUGGAGUUCACGGAGGCGGAGAGCAACAUGAACGACCUGGUGUCCGAGUAUCAGCAGUACCAGGAGGCAACUGCCGAGGAGGAGGGAGAGCUCGACGGAGACGCCGAAUAA